UUCUGUUCGGUCGCUCGUCGUGAGCGUGAUGAGCGCAGCACCACCAUUGUUUAUUUAUUAUGACAUAUUUUGUACAAAGAAUGAUUUUGAAGAUUGUUGUGAUUUAAAUUAGCUCAAAUAGUGCCUAGAAAUGAGUCAUAUGUCACCAUUUCGCCUAAAUGUCCAAAACAUUGCAUCCGAGUUAUCAACAAGCAGUUCAAAUCCUAAAAAACGUCGAAAAAACGUGCAAACACCAAUUCAAACACCCACAAAUGUUCAGGAUCUACUGCCGCCCCCUUUAUCGGGCUAUGGUGACACGAUCGUCGCAUCAAAUCCGUUUGACGAUUGCCCAAGUAAUGUGAACUCAAUGAACGUGAGGAACAUGCCCCCCAUGGGCAUGGGCCCGAAUAUGUCCAUGGGGGUGAACAAUAUGAACAUGUGUAGACCGAUGGGCCCAGCAAUGCAAGGCCCUAUGGGACCUGGACCUAUCAAUAAUGGACCUCAAAUGAACGGCCCUAUGACCGCUGGCAUGAACAUGAGCAGCCCCAAUGGGCCCAUUGGACCCCCACACAACAACUUCAUGAUGUCACCCAUGAAUACCAUGUAUUCAAAACCCAUGCCUGGACCAAUGACGGGGAAUAUGGGAGGGCCGGGGCCUAUGAACGGCCCUAUCAAUAACGGCCCCAUGUCAGCUGCCAUGAAUAUGAGCAGUCCUAAUGGACCUAUAGUAGGGCCCCCACACAAUAACAAUUUUAUGAUGUCACCUAUGAAUACCAUGUAUUCAAAACCAAUGCCCGUCAGUGCUGGUAAAGUGUACCCAGCGGAUCAACCAAUGGUAUUUAAUUCGCAAAAUCCGAACGCCCCGCCUAUUUACCCCUGUGGGGUGUGUCACAAAGAAGUGCAUGACAAUGAUCAAGCAAUUUUGUGUGAGAGUGGUUGCAACUUUUGGUUUCAUAGGGGUUGUACUGGUUUAACAGAAGCAGCUUUCCAGUUACUGACAGCAGAAGUGUAUGCUGAAUGGGUUUGUGAUAAAUGUCUAUCAUCAAAAAAUAUACCUUUAGUUAAAUUUAAGCCAUAGUAAACUGUACCAAUACAAAAAAUUGUUACAUGUUAUUGUUAUGAUAAGACUGAAGACCGUAAAAAAAGUCACAUCACUCGUUUUAAGACAAUUCAUUUUUAGUAGAAUCUCAUUGUAUUUUAAUAUAUUGUACAUAGUUAGGUCGCCUUUUUUAUAAAUACGUGUAUAAAGCCUUUAGUAAACACGCCUACAAAUAGCUUAGGGUUAGUUGUCGUUUCAAUUAUUUAAGGAUAUAUAACUGUAUGUAUCAUAUACACAAACUGGACACAACACAUUAUCAUUCAUUAUAUUGACUAUUGUAAAUAGGAAUUAUGUUCCAUUAAUUUAAUUUAAAUGAAAAAUAUACAUGAUAUAAUAAGA
This is a messenger RNA of Tribolium madens (black flour beetle), 1417 nucleotides long. It is a transcript of the gene pygo, whose product is annotated as protein pygopus. The record is from RefSeq and is a predicted model, not a curated record. Bases 131 to 1057 code for a protein of 308 amino acids. The transcript has 5 exons. Lineage: Eukaryota; Metazoa; Arthropoda; Insecta; Coleoptera; Tenebrionidae.